Rhinocladiella mackenziei CBS 650.93 is the source of this 1305-nucleotide messenger RNA. RefSeq lists its product as uncharacterized. The transcript is spliced from 2 exons. NCBI's taxonomy places the organism in Eukaryota, Fungi, Ascomycota, Eurotiomycetes, Chaetothyriales, Herpotrichiellaceae. The record is from RefSeq and is a predicted model, not a curated record. Bases 1 to 1305 code for a protein of 434 amino acids. Gene Ontology annotation, molecular function: O-methyltransferase activity.
AUGUCUGAUCUCACACCCUCCAUAAUUGCUCUCGCAGAAACAAUCAAAGCCAAUACAGAGACAGUUUCGAACUAUCUGCAAAAGAAUUCCAUUUCGCCACUCUCGCUAUCUCCUGAUGCAUAUCCAUUCUUCCCGGGUACUGGACCUCCAGGGAUUGAACCCUUCCCAAAACCACCUCCAGAAAUCCUGGACGCCAGGAAACAGGUGAGAGAGGCAUGUGAACUCUUAUCGCAACUUGUCACCGGACCUGUGGACCAUUUCUUCCACUUCAUGUGUGAUCAUUUCCACUCUGCUGGCCUUCAAUUCAUUUACCAUUUCCGAAUCGCGGAAUAUGUACCCGACGAAGGCGAUAUAAGCUUUAAGGACCUUGCUUCUAAGGCCGGCGUGGAUGAGGGUCGAUGUACAAGGAUUCUGCGAAUGCAAAUGACUUACAACUAUUUCCGGGAACCUAGGAAAGGUUAUGUUGCUCAUACGGUAGGCUCCAAAUUGUUCAAUCAUCCUACAAAGAGGGAUGGCUUGGGAUACAUAAUUGAGGAAGGCUUCCCUGGGAGCUCAAAAAUCUGUGAAGCCUUCGAAAAGUUUCCAGGAAGUCAAGAAAGGAAUGAAACGCCAUGGAAUGUAGCCCACGGCACGAGCCUUCCCAUCUUCGAAUUCUUCGAGACGCAACCGGCAAGAAUGAAGCGAUUUUUCGGCUCCAUUAAAGCCUUUGGCGAAGGGGAGGGUUUCGAUCUCCACCACAUGAUUGCUGGGUUUCAUUGGAAAGGAAUUGGUCAAGGCCUGGUUGUGGAUGUCGGCGGCAAUCAUGGGCAUUGCAGCUAUGCGAUUUCUCAAGUAGCCCCAGAUCUUCGAUUCAUCGUGCAAGAUCUCGAAAAAGUAAUAGCAGAGGCCAAGGGAAGGCAGCCAGAGGGCAAGGAAACCGAAAAGAUCAAGUUCGAGGUCCAUGAUUUCUUCACACCUCAGCCGAUCAAGAGUGCCGAUGUCUAUCUCCUGCGACUCAUCUGCCACGACUAUUCAGACAAAUAUGCUGCCAAAAUACUGAAAAACCUUGUAUCUGCCAUGGGACCAAAAAGCAGGCUCGUUCUCGUCGAUUCGGUCAUGCCGGAUCCCGGUACCCUCAGCAAGAUUGACGAGCGACGACUGAGGAUUUUGGAUGCAGAAAUGAUGCUGACUUACAAUGCUGCUGAGAGAGAUCUAGAGGGUUGGAAGUCACUGUUCAACCAAGCUGACCCCAGACUAGAAUUGCGCAGUGUGGUGACGCCCCCAGGAAGUUCUCUUUCUGUUCUAGAAAUUGGCUUGAGAGAGUAA